Molecule: messenger RNA, 570 nt
Organism: Kickxella alabastrina
Lineage: Eukaryota; Fungi; Kickxellomycota; Kickxellomycetes; Kickxellales; Kickxellaceae
Exons: 1
Coding region: 77-325 (82 amino acids)
Source: RefSeq, a predicted model, not a curated record
AAACAAUUUCAACUCUAGCUUUAACACACUACAACACACUUUAACAACCCCAUUUAACCUUACUGCAAUUUUAAUAAUGAAGUUUGCUACCAUCGCCUCUAUUGUCUGCCUUGCUGCCUCGAUGGCCCAUGCUGGACCAGUUCAGGGUAACCAGGAUCAAGUACAGGCCGCUGCGAGUUUUGACAAAGUUUCAAUUGUCAACACCGCUCAGCUUACCAAGGGACUCCUUGAUCGCAUUAUUGUUAACCUUGGUAACCUUGUGAGCAAUAUUUUGGAGGAUUCUGGUGAUCUCGUCAGAAGCGUUGCAGGUGCGCCAAGGCGUUAAAGCCGCGACAUUAUUAACCGACAUAUUGCAGGCAUUGAUUUUGUACGCAUAAUGCAACGAUAUUAUACGUGCUAUUUGGUUUUUAUUUAUGCCUUUUUACGUGGAGUUUUUUUCUAGAGCUCUAUUAUUAAAUUUAAUAUUAAGCAAUCAAUCCACACACAUUUAUGUUUUUUGUAGCUAUUGUCGACGAGUUGGACAGAGCGCAAACUUCAAUUCGUGAAUACGGAUCUGAAGUAAGAGGCACC